UAUCCGUCAACUCCAAUAACACCAAAUUCCUAGAAGAAAAUUAGCAAAAAGCAUAGCGAAAUCAACCCUAAUUCCUUCAAUAGAAGAAGAAAUUUGUAAAAUUGAUAAAAACCCAAUAACCCCCGGUGGUUAAUGGUAUAAAAAAUCCAAGUCCUACACAAAAUCUCAGACAUUCUCCCUCCUCUUCUCCUCUCCUCUCCUCUCCCUUCCCUUGCCAAUCUUUCUUUCUCUUCCCUUCCCCUUCAAUUUCUCCUGCUUUCCUUUCCACCAAACAGAGCACUACAUAUACAAUUUAUAUGUGAAUACAAGUAAUGGAUUGGACUUUUGGUCCUCAAUCUUCUUCUCUUAUCACUUUAAUUAUCAUUCUCAUUCUCAAUCCAAAAUUAUUUCUUUCCUUUGAUUCCUUUCUCCAAUGCAAACCCUUGAUCCUCUACAUGUAAAUUCCACAUUAGCUUCCCUAAACCCUAUCGAUCUCUGCAACAAUGUCCAGCGAACGACCUUCUUCAUCUCCGAUCCCCCUAAACGAAGCCCCUGACUCCGCCACUGAUUCGAACCACGCCUCUGCCCCUCUUGACGAGGAGCCCCCUCCACCUGUGCAGGCUCCAGCGCCUCCUAUCAACAGGAGCAAUCGACCGUCCCGUGCUUGUACUAUCCGUGCCGCCGAGAGGCUUCAGGCUGCCCAGCAGCAGGCUGCGCUAGACCGGAAGCAGAAACCGAAGAAGGAGCAGCAGCAGCAACAGGGAUGCGAUGAGUCGCCGCAGCAGAAGGAGCAAUGCAGCGCCAGCAGUAAGAUCAUUACGCCGCUGGUUGGGCCGCCCGAGCCAGCUCAGUUGCCGAGGUGGACCCUACGCUCCAUGUGGGAAUUAGCUUCCGUACUUAAUUUCUUGCAUGUAUUUAGGCCUCUAUUGAAUAUACAGGUUGAGUUCUCAGCUGAGGAGUUUGAGACAGCUUUGAUUACACCAAACGAUACUCUGAGUGAUAUUCAUAUACCCUUAAUGAAGGCAAUCCCUCCUAUAACCCGAAUGGCCCUUACACGGGAUACUUGGAUUACUGUUUUGUGUAGAAAAUUAAGAGACUGGUGGCACUGGGUUGCAGAUGGGGAACUUCCCAUAGUUGCUUCACAUGGGGUUGAGAUUGAAGUGUAUAAAACUCUUGAUCCUGGGACCCGAGUGGCGAUCUUGAAAGCACUAUGUGACAUUCGAGUUGAGCAAGAAGAUAUUCGAAAUUAUAUUGACAACUCUGUUAAACAUGGUAUUCAACUUUCUGUAUUUCGUAAAGAACGCGUUGGGGGUGAUUCACAAGGAAUUAAUUACUGGUAUGAAGAUGAUCCAAUAAUUGGUCAUCGGUUAUACCGGGAAAUUAGAAAAUUUGAGGUGAAGAAGGCAAAGGCCAAAGGUUCCCAGGUCCUUCCCAAUGCAACGUAUCAGUGGGAAACAGUUGCAACUAAUUUUGAUGAAUUCCAAGAUGUUUCCGAGAAGCUUUUCACAAGUAAAAAUAGAACAGAAGCCUCAUUAGGGAAGAAGCUAAAGAAUGACAUGCUUCCUGAGAUUGAGAAGGUUCAUAAGAGGAAAGAAAGGUUGCUGAAAAAGCAACAUAGACAGGCUCUACUUCUUGAUAACUUCUUGAGUGUGGAUGGACUCUCACCAGGACGCUCGCUUCGUGACAGAAAACCUGUUACUUAUACUUUUGAUGAUUAUGACCGAUCAAUCAGUGAGGCUAUUAAAAUAACCAAGCGGAAACCACCAUCACCAGAGCCUAUUUGCAGAAGAGAAGGUAUUAUCAAACCCGAAGCUGCAACAAAUGGUAAAUGGGUUGGUUCUUCACAUGCCUCUGAACAUGGCACUUUCAGUUUGACAAUCCCUGGUUCACCUGGUUUUGACGAUAUUGAUGAAGAGCAUAAACCUGAAUUAUUGGAUCGGAGCAAUAGGCGAAGGCAGAGGCCUCAACGGUAUUCCACGAAAGAGUUUGUUGAAGCAGUUUCAGAUAACGAAGCAGACUUUGACAGUGAUGAUGACAUAGUUGGAGAAGCUGUUUAUGAUGAGGAGUACUUGAAGAAACGUAAACAGAGGAAGCUGUCAAGCAGCUCUGAAGGGGAUGAAGAGUAUAGGUGGGAUGAAGAAAAUGGUGAAGAAGAGGAAGAAGAGGAAGAAGAAGAGGAUUCAUUAAGCAUCAGUGAGGAUAGUGAUGAGCCCCAAAAAUUUAAGAAACUACCUGGCCGAACAAGGAGGGGAACUAAAUUAAGGUCUGUCGAUGAGCUUCAAUCAGGUUUGAGACGCAGUAAAAGGGCUACCCGAAACCGGAUUAAUUACCGGCAAUACGAGCUGUCAGAAUCAGAGACAGAGUCUAUGAAACCUGGAAAAUCAAAUGCAUCAGACGAACACUCAGAUGCUAGUGAGCAAGAGUAUUCGACUGGAAGUCAAGAUUCUAAUGACAAUGAGGAUGAAGAACAAGAUAUGAAAGUCGAUCAGCCUGUUGAAGAUUACACCGAGACAGCAGAGAAACAGCAAAAUCAGCCACCAGAUAGAUCAAAUAGCCCUGGCCAAGACGAACUUGAGGGUGUAAGGAAACGGCGUUUCCUUGAUCUAAACGAACUUGCUCCAGGCUCUGGUUUUGAAGAUGGUCCAAACACGAUAAUGAAAGAUGACAAUAGAGACAAUUUUUAAGUUCCCCUCUGGUGGAAAACAAGGUUUGUCGUUUUCUGUUGGGGACGCUUAAUGUAUGAUAGUAAAAAUACAUAUAAAUUUUGUGAUAAGCCUGUGGAGGAAAUUAUGGUCAGAGUUCUUCCAAGGGGAAGUUAAGGAACAGCCCGAUGCAAUUCAUUUGGGAUUUGCUGCAGGGAGCGACUUGAUGCUGAGAGUUAUGUAGAUUAGGUAGUCAUUUUUUAGCAUGUCUACAUUCAUAGAAAACCAACUAGGGUUGAAUGAGAAUUCGUUUGGAGUUCGUUCCUUAUCCAAUUAAUGUACAAUAACAUUAACUGAUAUUGUAACUGAAAAAUUUGGGUGUUAGAUGUUCAAGCCCUUUAGUUUAAUCCACCAUGAUUACGAAAA
Messenger RNA from Manihot esculenta (cassava), 3047 nucleotides. RefSeq names its product DDT domain-containing protein DDR4. Gene Ontology annotation, biological process: regulation of DNA-templated transcription. The coding region runs from base 483 to 2663 and encodes 726 amino acids. Lineage: Eukaryota; Viridiplantae; Streptophyta; Magnoliopsida; Malpighiales; Euphorbiaceae. Gene Ontology annotation, cellular component: RSF complex. The record is from RefSeq and is a predicted model, not a curated record. The transcript is spliced from 12 exons.